This is a messenger RNA of Eucalyptus grandis, 3102 nucleotides long. Its product is annotated as MACPF domain-containing protein At4g24290. The coding region runs from base 445 to 2253 and encodes 602 amino acids. Lineage: Eukaryota; Viridiplantae; Streptophyta; Magnoliopsida; Myrtales; Myrtaceae. The transcript is spliced from 8 exons. The record is from RefSeq and is a predicted model, not a curated record. Gene Ontology annotation, biological process: regulation of salicylic acid mediated signaling pathway; plant-type hypersensitive response. Gene Ontology annotation, cellular component: plasma membrane.
AAAUAUUCUAUGGGUGGUCAAACCGAAAUCACUCUCCCAAUUUCGUCAACACUCCCCACUCUCACUCUCUCUCUCUCUCGAGAAAAUAUUCUCUCUCUAAGCUCGUCAUCUCUAUCAGCUGGCUAGGGUUUUUAUUUUUUAUUUUUAAAAUCUUCUUCUUCUUUUUAAUGGUUCGGCACCUGCACAGUCGAAUAUUGCGGUUUCUGCUACAGUGCGUUGGAUCAAUCCAAGCCCGAGAGAGGCGCGGUUUGAGCCGAAUGCGGUGUGCUCACUGACAAUGCGAGCUCACCUCUCCUCGCCCAAGUGAAGUUGGGGCCUUGCUGCUGAUCGAUUCCCGCGGCCGCCGCAAUCCGCACGACCGGGAACAAUGUGCCCCGUGAUUCCUCCUUAGCUAAAAUUUGACCCUCCCACAUGCGCUUCUGGAGAAUUCCGAGGCGUUGAGCAAUGGCUCUAAAGCUUCCAGGUCCAGAAGCUGCUAAGGUGGCCAUUGGAUCGAUUGGACGUGGAUAUGAUGUAGCGGUGGAUCUGAGGCUCAAGUACUGUAAGGGCAAUCCGAAGGAUUCGCGAUUGAUUCAAAUAGAUGAAGACGAUGGAUGUGAGAUUGUUCUGCCUGGUGGGCUCUCCAUCCCAAACGUCUCUAAAUCGAUUAAGUGUGACAAAGGAGAGCGUACACGUUUCAGGUCCGACGUACUUUCUUUCCAACAGAUGUCCGAGCAAUUCAAUCAGGACAUGUCUUUAACUGGAAAAAUACCUUCAGGCCUCUUUAAUGCAAUGUUUGAAUUUUCGGGAUGUUGGCAGAAAGAUGCGGCAAACACUAAGACCCUUGCCUUUGAUGGGGUGUUCAUCACUCUAUAUACCGUUGCGUUAGAAAAAUCUCAGAUAGUUCUCUGUGAUCAUGUCAAGAAUGCUGUCCCAACGACAUGGGAACCUGCUGCAUUGGCAAGGUUCAUCGAGAUGUUUGGGACCCAUAUUAUUGUUGGCAUAAAGAUGGGAGGGAAGGAUGUGAUAUUUGUGAAGCAGCAGCAUUCAUCAACUCUUCAGCCUGCUGAUGUACAGAAGAGGCUGAAGGAAAUGGCUGAUAAGAGAUUUCUCGAUGGUAAUGGACAGUAUAUGGCUUCUGAACAAGUUUACCAGCAUGAUAAGUUUGAUAUCAGGGAGCAGCGUCUACGGUUUGCAGAUGCCAGUUCAUCAAGUUCUUAUCUGCCCAAGGAGGACAUUGCAACCAUUUGCAAGAGGAGAGGAGGGAGUGGUAGUAAACACCUGUCUCAUAAUGAUUGGUUAAACACCGUUCAGUUGGAACCUGAUGUCAUCUCAAUGUCAUUCAUUCCCAUUACCUCACUACUCAGUGGAGUUGCAGGAAGUGGCUUUUUGAGCCAUGCAAUUAACUUGUAUUUGAGAUAUAAACCCCCAAUAGAUGAGCUCCACCAAUUUUUGGAAUUCCAGCUGCCCAGGCAGUGGGCACCAGUGUUCAGCGAGCUUCCUCUUGGUCCCCAGCGCAAGCGACAAAGCACCAGUUCUUUGCGUUUCAGCUUGAUGGGACCCAAAUUAUACGUGAAUACCACCCCGGUUGAUGUGGGUAAGAGGCCUGUUACUGGCCUAAGGCUUUAUUUGGAAGGUAAAAAAAGCGACCGCCUAGCGAUUCAUUUGCAGCACCUCUCCUCUCUUCCAAAAAUAUUCCAACUCAUGGAUGAUCCAAAUGGCAACUUCGCCCAUGAAUCUUAUGAUAGGAAGUACUAUGAGAAAGUCCAGUGGAAGAACUUCUCCCAUGUCUGCACUGCACCUGUUGAGUCUGAUGAGGAUCUUUCCAUUGUCACUGGUGCCCAAUUGCAGGUAGAGAACUAUGGGAUGAAAAACGUUCUUUUCUUACGACUCCGCUUUGCCACCACGUUGGGUGCCGCUGUAGUUAAGCGUCCAGAGUGGGAUGGAUCUCCCGGAUUAGCAGCCAAGUCGGGACUCAUAUCAACAUUAAUAAGUCAUCACUUCUCCACAGUUCAGAGACCACCACCCAGGCCUGCAGAGGUGAAUAUAAACUCUGCUGUUUACCCUGGUGGACCGCCAGUGCCUGUUCAAGCACCCAAGCUUCUAAAGCUGGUUGACACUACAGAGAUGACAAGAGGGCCAGAGGAGUCUCCUGGCUAUUGGGUUGUUUCUGGGGCGAGGCUCAUGGUUGAGAAGGGAAAGAUCUCUCUCCGGGUGAAGUAUUCAUUGCUCACUGUCGUAUUACCAGAUGAAGAAAUACUCGAGGACCACUAGCAGUUCUCAUCCAGUCUUAAGCAGACCAGAUGAAGAAACACUUGAGGACCACUAGCAGUGCUCAUCCAGUCUUAAGCAGACAAUGGAAUCCACUUGAAGUGGUGCAAACAGCAGUUGUAGCACGCUCCGAAAAUUUAAACUGCCAAAGCAAAUAGCUGAAUUGAGGCAGAGCAGAAGGUAAAUUACGCGUAGAAAAGUUUUUGGGCUUUGAAAUUUCUCUGCUGGGUGGGCUGUGUCCUUGUUCGUACAUUACAAGUAAUAUCUUUUUAUCUAAAUGCGUAAAGCUAAGGCAUGCAAUUUCUUUUCCCAAUCAGCAUUCAUGUAACACCCCAGCUUCGUAGGAUGAUGCAGUAAUUCUUAAGUCCAUUUCUGCAGAGAGCGAAAAGCAAUUCACAUAAUUAAGAAGAAAGCUGAAUUUCCAUGAAUCUCAAUAUACUGCAGGCUUUUUUUUUGUCUGGGGUAUUAAUGUAUGGCCACUUUUUUGUAAUCCCCCGGACUAUUGUUACUAGCUGAUGCUAUUGUCAUUAACAACUCACAUCUUCCUUCUAGGAUCAUCAAGGCACAAGAACGCAACUCAUGUGGUCUAACCAUUCUUGUUCCUUUUUCUGCUUUCUAUUACAUAUACUGAGAACACCCCAAGUGAGAUUGGCGAAGGUUGAAGAUGAGAACCUGCAGCCUCGUCUUUCCAUCUCCUCACUAGUUCAGUUCAGUUCUUUCUUCGUGAACUUCAUUCUCUGUUUUUUAGGUCAGGCAAUCCCACGUACUACUAUUCCGGCAAGAGUUGUUAAUGCUCAUUUACACGGUGAAUGUAUGACAUUCAAGUGAAGUGAGAUGCACAGCGUUUCGGUA